Molecule: messenger RNA, 978 nt
Organism: Drosophila busckii
Lineage: Eukaryota; Metazoa; Arthropoda; Insecta; Diptera; Drosophilidae
Product: protein zerknuellt
Exons: 2
Coding region: 1-978 (325 amino acids)
Biological process (GO): regulation of transcription by RNA polymerase II
Cellular component (GO): nucleus
Molecular function (GO): DNA-binding transcription factor activity, RNA polymerase II-specific; RNA polymerase II cis-regulatory region sequence-specific DNA binding
Source: RefSeq, a predicted model, not a curated record
AUGUCAUCCGUCAUGCAUUACUAUCCAGUGCAUCAGCCCAAGAUGAACGCCUAUCCAGCGCCCGUCGUCAAAUACAGUAAUCUACUCUAUGGCCAUCAUCAUCAUCAUCAACAGCAGCAGCAGCAGCAGCAGCCACUUCCAGCAUUGUCCAGCUAUCAGCAUCCAGCCACUGGACUACUGCCCAUGUCCAUAAGCGAGCAGCCCACACAGCAGCUCUCCUCUGAUGACAACAUGCCACUGCAGCCGGCACAGGAGCAACAGCGCGUCAAGCUGAAGCGUUCACGCACCGCCUUCACCAGCGUGCAGCUGGUGGAGCUGGAGAAUGAGUUCAAGAGCAACAUGUAUUUGUAUAGAACGCGCCGCAUUGAAAUUGCUCAGCGUUUAGCAUUGUGUGAGCGCCAGGUUAAGAUCUGGUUCCAGAAUCGUCGCAUGAAGUUCAAGAAGGACAUACAAGGACAUCGCCAGCGUGAUGCCAAGCUGCCCAGCGCCAAGUUAACGCAGCCGCAAGCAGAGCAAAGCGCGCAUCGCGGCAUUGUGCAGCGUCUCAUGUCCUACUCACAGGAUCCCAGCGCUGAAAAACGCGCAGCCACUGCAGCUACAGCUGCUCCAACUGUGACGGCUGCUCCAACGAGCAACAGCACUUCAGAGCUGAGCGAAAUUCUAGAACAUCUGGCUCAAAGCAAUGUUGCAGCCGCUGCACCCAAUAGUCUGCCCGUAAACCCAAAUACAGGUGGUCACUAUUCGUAUAAUGUGGACUUGGUAUUGCAGAGCAUUAAGCAAGAUCUGGAGGCAGCAGCGCAGGCUUGGUCCAAGUCACAUCGCGCACAGCCCAAGCCAAGUAACUUGGAUGCCAGCGCCAUGCUGCCAGCUCCAACAAUCUCCAUGAAUCUAGCCUGGGGUGAGCCUGUGGCCAAGUCGAGAAAGUUAAGCGUCAGCCACUUGAAUCCCUGCACCACCGCCUACGACUAUCAUAAUUAA